AUGUGGGAAGGGUUGCUUAUGCUGCUCGCUCUGAGCACCGUCAUGGGCGUUGCUUCUUUCCUCGCUGGCAGCCUUCCACUCUCCUUUAACCUGUCGACUCGUCGACUACGCAUUAUCACACUCCUUGGAACCGGUGUGCUUGUCGGUACAUCGCUGAUCGUCAUUAUACCCGAAGGUAUCGAGACAAUGUAUAGCGCAGGAGGCAAGGCGCAUACGCACAGCGCACGGAGCGUUGCCCAGCCGUCUAUGCCGUCGCUGGAAAGAGCACUGCCACUCGCGCCCAGGUUUCCGGCAUGGAAAAGAGCAGAUCAAGCGAAAAAGGCGUCGCUCAUCGGUGGUACGAGCACCGCGGAUCUAAGCAGCGAUAAGACGGCAAUUGACGCGCAACUGAGGAAGAUGAAGGAAACGGCAGAAAAGGAGAAGCCAGUGGAAGAUGGACACCCCCAAAAGGGCGGCGACGACGACUCGACCGAAGGCCACAAGGAGGGACAUAGCCGUGUACACGCACCCGAGGACGACGAAGCAGCCCACAAGCACAUGGAGGCCGGCCACGAAGAUGGACCCAGCCCACACGCAUACAUUGGCGUUGCGUUGAUCCUAGGAUACAUACUCAUGUUCCUGGUUGAACACCUGCCAGAAGCCCUGGCGUCUAACCAACCAAAAUACCAACCAAUGCACAUCUCCCUCUCGAACCUAGCACGAGGGCCGCACAAUUCCUCGUCCCUCAGUCUCAACGGAAUGGGCGUGCAAAGUGCGGCGGUAACUCCUCUAGCUACACCAGGUCUACCCCCUCCGCCUACCAAGAAAACGCCAGCAGCCACCAUUGGCCUCGUAGUCCACGCCUGCGCUGAUGGCAUUGCUCUGGGCGCUUCAUCAACCGCCGAAUCUACAUCUCUCUCCCUAGUCAUCUUCUUCGCAAUCAUGCUUCACAAGGCCCCUGCAGCGUUUGGCCUCACCUCCGUCCUCCUCAAACAAGGUCUCUCGAAACGCAAAGCCCGAACUCAUCUUGCCUUCUUCAGCUUAGCAGCUCCAGCUGGCGCGAUAGCAACCUGGGCCAUUGUCCACAUGUUCGGCCGCAACCAUCUCGGCGGCGAUGAGGGCUUGACCUGGGCAACAGGCUGGGUCUUGUGUUUUUCUGGUGGAACCUUUUUAUACGUCGCUAUGCACUCCAUGUCUGAGGCUACAUCGCAGCACGGGAACGAGGACCCUACUACAAACGGAUACAUGGACGCUUAUCCAGGUGGCAAUAGUUUGUCCAAGGGCGACAUUGGCAUCGUCAUGCUGGGCAUGCUGCUCCCGCUCGUGACACAGAUAGGUCAUGCGCAUUCGCACGGCCAUUAG
Messenger RNA from Pyrenophora tritici-repentis Pt-1C-BFP, 1341 nucleotides. Its product is annotated as divalent heavy-metal cations transporter. Gene Ontology annotation, molecular function: metal ion transmembrane transporter activity. The record is from RefSeq and is a predicted model, not a curated record. Gene Ontology annotation, cellular component: membrane. Lineage: Eukaryota; Fungi; Ascomycota; Dothideomycetes; Pleosporales; Pleosporaceae. Gene Ontology annotation, biological process: zinc ion transport; transmembrane transport.